Messenger RNA from Scophthalmus maximus (turbot), 1730 nucleotides. It is a transcript of the gene trmt2b, whose product is annotated as tRNA methyltransferase 2 homolog B. Lineage: Eukaryota; Metazoa; Chordata; Actinopteri; Pleuronectiformes; Scophthalmidae. Gene Ontology annotation, molecular function: tRNA (uracil(54)-C5)-methyltransferase activity, S-adenosyl methionine-dependent. The transcript has 2 exons. Gene Ontology annotation, biological process: RNA processing. The record is from RefSeq and is a predicted model, not a curated record. Bases 149 to 1636 code for a protein of 495 amino acids.
GUCAUCAGAAUGGAGUCGAACUCACCCUCCAGCGUGCUCUUCAUUCGAAACUCGACUCAAACACGUUUUUGACCACGGAUAUUUAAACCCUGGGAGGUUAAGUGUAUGUUUUCAGAAGUGCUACUUCUUCUUUGGAAUUCUUUGGGAAAUGGCGUUGGCUGCUCCAUGCAGCAGGUCAGUCCUUCUUGUCAAACACAAGUAUUUGUGCUCUUUCAGGAAAACCUGUGUGCUGUUUUCGACUAAUGACACAUGUUUAGCUGACCAGAGGAAACCGCCAUCGAAGACAUUUCGGACAAAAUGUCACAAGAAGCCCCCCUGGACCGAGGAUCGAUCCUGGGAGGAGAGGCUGGCCGAUGUGGUCACCCCUCUGUGGAGGCUGGGCUAUGAGGAGCAACUGGAGCUCAAGCAAAGUCACCAGUUGAAGAUACUGUCUCAGCUCUCCAGGCACCUCGAAGAUGACUUCCAAUCACCGUCCUCAUUGCCGGCAAGAGGUGAACCCAGCUUUCCUGUCCUGUCCAUCCUGCCCUCGCCGGUUAGGGACGGCUACCGCAACAAGUCGUCGUUUUCUGUCAACAGAGGAGCGGAUGGAAAUCCGAAGACGGUGGGAUUCUACGUGGGCACAGCGAGGCAGGGGAACAUUGUCUGCGUCAGCGGAGACCACCUGCUCAACAUGCCGGAGAAGCACACGCUGGUCGCCAGGUGCUACCAGGACUUCAUUCGUCUCUCUCCCUUAGAGCCCUGUCUGCUGUUCCACACUGGGGGUCACUGGAGAGAGGUCACAGUGAGGACCAACAGAGAGGGCCACACCAUGGCCAUAGUAUACUUUCAUCCACAGACGCUCAACCCGGAAGAGGUGGCCGUCCAUAAGGCUCACCUGGUGGAUUACUUCACCCGGGGGCCUGGAUCAGUCUGUCAGCUGGAUUCACUGUUCUUCCAGGAGAGCCACAUGACCCGCUGCACUCACGAGGAGUCCCCCUACCAGCUCCUGCAUGGUCGGCCACACAUAUAUGAGGAGGUGCUGGGCUUCAAGUUUCGCAUCUCUGCCGAUGCCUUUUUCCAGGUGAACCAGCCCGCUGCUGAGGUACUCUAUGGCACAGUGAGAGACUUGUGCGUCCCAAACACCGAGGAGGGUGGAGGAAGGACAAAAGUCGGCAGUACUCUUUUGGAUGUGUGCUGUGGGACAGGCGCUAUUGGCAUCACCACAUCCCCCAGAGUGGACAGAGUAAUUGGCAUAGAGCUCAUAGAACAGGCAGUGGAAGACGCGAGACACAACGCAGCUUUCAACGACGCACUGAACUGCGAGUUUGUCCCCGGGAAGGCCGAGGCAGUGCUCCCCGGCCUCAUGUCUCAGUUGAGCUCCACCGGUGGAGGGCUCACAGCGGUGGUGAACCCCGCCCGGGCUGGCCUGCACCACAGAGUGGUCCGAGCAUUGCGAAACCAACCGUCCAUCCGCCGCCUGGUCUACGUUUCCUGUAAACCAGAUGGAGAGGCCAUGAGGAACUUCAGGGAGCUUUGUUGUGUGCCUGGCGUGCAGACGAAACUCACGGGCGAAGCAUUCUCUCCAACUCUGGCGGUACCCGUGGACAUGUUCCCACACACUCCGCAUUGUGAACUGGUGCUACUUUUUGAGCGGUAGCGAAAUGUUUUUUCAUUCAGAGGUGGGCUUUAGCUGGGCGAUUGAAUAUUGAUGGGCGUAUGCUAGAUUACAAUUAAAAUGUAUCUAAAACUUA